AUUUCUCUUAGUGUCUCUUGGCGACUAAAUGAAGACAAAGGUGGACUUGACUUCCCAGGACCAUGAACCCAUCUUAGGGACAGUGCCAGGGAGACAGUCUGGAAAGGAGUGAGGCGAGGUGGGGGUCAGUGUAAGGGAGAAGUUGCAGGUAGGGAAGGAUGAGGCCCAUGGCAGGGAGGGACCUGCAAGGCAGUGCUUUGGUCUGGAGUGGGUUCCUGUGGCCUAGGAUGAGGACCUGUAGGUAGAGGGGACCUGAUGGGAGAUAGGCCCACUGGUGGGCGUGUGGACAAGAGGGCUGGAUUCCCAAGAGAUGAGCUGUCUGUGUGGGAGGUCCCACCCUGUACAUACGGACAGGCCCCCUGACUGCAGGCACAGCUGGGCCCCAUCUGCCUGCCCCUGUGGGGAGGGACACACAGUUCACAAUGGCCUGACACAGGUUAUUUCCUCUCCCAGCUUCCCAGCACGGAAAGGACACUGACUGCUUGGGUCCAGCCCAGUGGUAUCUCAGUUUCUCUAGGACGAACACAGAAUCUCCUUGGCUGAGGCUAUUUCCCCCUGUCCAAGGGGCUGAGAUGUAGCCCAGGAGGCCCCUGAGACAGACAGGGGUGGCUGAAUCACAGGAUACCGGCAGGCACCAAGGCCCCAGGGCUUGUCUGGGCACCCAGGAGGUGGGAUUGAAUCAUCUCCAGCUGUAGUCUGCUCCUGUCACAGGGUUGUGGUCCCCUUGGGUCCCCCCAAAUCAGUCCCUGUUUCCUCCAGCAGUGACCAUCACCGCCCACUCAGUGACAUUGGCAGCCUGGACCUGCAACUCUCAUGGAAUUGGGGAUAUGCCCUCAGCAUCCCUCCCAGAAGUUGUAGGGGGUGCCGUGGGCGGGGGGGGGGGGCUUACGCUUCGGUGAGUCAUGGCAUCGGUGGGGAGGUGGGUGAGGGCGGGCCGCCUGGGUCCCCGCCCGCGCUCCGCCCCUCGGGAUUAGGGACUUUCUCGGCUAGGACGACGGCGAGACAACGGCGGCGGGAACCGGGAACGUGAGGACGCGCAGGCAAGACCGGGACAGGAGGCGCCAGCCUUGCACCCGCCAAGGCUGCAGGGUGGAGGACAGAGGCUGGGGUCCCGGCUGACCGACUCAACCACCCAGGAUGAGGCUGUGGCCUCUAGUGGCCACGCUCUGUGCUGGGAUCCUGGCAGGGGCGCCGCGAGUGCAAGCCCAGGCUAGGGAGAGAGUGACCUGCACGCGCCUUUACGCCGCGGACAUCGUGUUCCUGCUGGACGGCUCCUCAUCCAUUGGCCGCAACAACUUCCGCGAAGUGCGGGCCUUCCUCGAAGGAUUAGUGCUGCCUUUCUCGGGGGCAGCCCGGGCGCAGGGCGUGCGCUUCGCCAUAGUGCAGUACAGCGAUGACCCGCGGACAGAGUUUGGCCUGGAUGCCCUGGGGUCUGGAGGCGACGUUAUCCGUGCCAUCCGUGAGCUCAGCUACAAGGGCGGCAACACUCGUACAGGGGCUGCGAUCCUGCAUGUGGCUGAUCACAUCUUCUUGCCCCAGCUGGCCCGGCCUGGCAUCCCCAAGGUGUGCAUCCUCAUCACAGAUGGCAAGUCCCAAGACCAGGUGGAUGCGGCUGCCCAGAGGCUGAAGGGGCAGGGGGUCAGACUGUUUGCUGUAGGGAUCAAGAACGCCGACCCUGAGGAGCUGCAACGAGUAGCCUCACAGCCCGCCACCGACUUCUUCUUCUUCGUCAAUGACUUCAGCAUCUUACGGACCCUGCUGCCGCUCGUCUCACGGAGGGUGUGCACAACAGCUGGUGGCAUCCCAGUGACACUCCCCACGGAUGACUCAACAUCGGGUCCACGGGACCUGGUGCUGUCCGAGCCAGGCAGCCAGUCCUUGAAAGUGCAGUGGAUGGCAGCCAGUGGCCCUGUGACUGGCUACAAGAUCCAGUACACCCCUCUGACAGGGCUGGGACAGCCGCGGGCCAGCGAGCGGCGGGAGGUGAAUGUUCCAGCCGGUGAGACUAGCACAUGGCUUCAAGGCCUCCGACCACUGACCGAGUACCAAGUGACCGUGGUUGCCCUGUAUGCCAACAGCAUCGGGGAGUCUGUGAGUGGGACGGCUCGGACCACUGCCCUGGAAGGCCCAGAGCUGACCAUCCAGAACACCACAGCCCAUAGCAUCCUGGUGGCCUGGCGGAGCGUGCCAGGUGCCACUGGCUACCGUGUGACCUGGCGGGACCUCCAUGGUGGAGCCCCCCAGCAACAGGAGCUGGGCCCCGGGCAGGGGUCAGUGUUACUGCGGGACCUGGAGCCUGGCACCAACUACGAGGUGACCGUGAGCACCCUGCUUGGCCGUAGUGUGGGGCCUGCCACUUCCCUGACAGCCCGAACUGGCCCCUCCGUUGAGCAGAUCCUGCGCCCUGUCAUCCUGAGCCCCACAUCCAUUCUCCUAUCCUGGAACUUGGUACCCGAGGCCCGAGGCUACCGUCUGGAGUGGCAGCGUGAGAGGGGCUCAGAGCCACCACAGAGGGUGCUUCUGCCCUCUGAUGUGACUCGCCACCAGCUGGAUGGGCUGCAGCCAGGCACCGAAUACCGCCUCACCCUCUACACUCUGCUGGAAGGCCGCGAAGUGGCCACCCCCGCCACCGUGGUUCCCACUGGGCAGGAGCAGCCUGUGGGUCCUGUGACAAACCUGAAGGCCACUGAGCUGCCUGGGCAGCGAAUGCAAGUGUCCUGGAGCCCUGUCCCUGGGGCCACCGAGUACCGAGUCACUGUGCGCAGCACUCACGGGGUUGAGCGGUCCCUGUUGCUCCCUGGAAGUCAGACAGAGUUUGACCUAGAUGACAUCCGGCCUGGACUCAGCUACACGGUGCGGGUGUCUGCUCGUGUGGGUGCCCGUGAUGGCAGUGCCAGUGUGCUCACGGUCCGCCGUGAACCAGAAACCCCACUUGCCGUACCAGGGCUGCGUGUGGUAGCAUCAGACAUGAUGCGAGUGCGGGUGACCUGGGGACCGGUUCCCGGAGCCAGCGGUUUCCGGAUCAGCUGGAGGACAGGCAGUGGUCCGGAGUCCAGCCGGACGCUGCCUGCAGACUCCACUGUGGCUGACCUUGCGGGGCUGCAGCCUGGCACCACAUACCAGGUGGCUGUGUUGGCACUGCGCGGGAGAGAUGAGGGCCCACCGGCAGUCAUUGUGGCUCGAACUGACCCACUGGGUGCUGUGAGGACGGUCCAUGUGACUCAGGCUGGCAGCUCUUCCAUCACCAUUGCUUGGAGCAGGGUUCCUGGUGCCACAGGAUACAGGGUGUCCUGGCACUCAGACCAUGGCCCUGAGCGUUCUCAGCUGGUGUCUGGGGAGGCCACGGUGGCUGAGCUGGAUGGGCUAGAGCCAGACACGGAGUAUACAGUGCAUGUGAGGGCCCAUGCAGUGGGCGUGGAUGGGGCCCCUGCCUCUGUGGUCGUGAGAACAGUCCCUGAACCGGUGGGCAGUGUGUCCAAGCUGCAGAUCCUCAAUGCUUCCAGUGACGUUCUGCGGAUCACCUGGGUGGGAGUCAGUGGAGCCACAGCCUACAGACUGGCCUGGGGCCGGAGUGAAGGUGGCCCCAUGACACACGAGAUGCUCCCAGGAAACACAGAGUCUGCAGAGAUCCGAGGUCUCCAAGGAGGAGUCAGCUACUCCGUGAGAGUGACCGCGCUGGUUGGGGACCGAGAAGGCGCACCUGUCUCCAUUGUAGUCACCACGCCACCGGAGGCUCCCACACCCCUGGAGACUCUUCGUGUUGUGCAGCGUGGGGAGCACUCGCUGAGAUUGCUCUGGGAGCCGGUGCAUGGCGCGCACGGCUUCCGUCUGCGCUGGCGACCCGAAGGUGGUCAGGAGCAGUUCCGGCUUCUGGGACCCGACCUGAACAGCUACCUGCUGGAUGGGUUGGAGCCAGCGACGCAGUACCGCAUCUGGCUGAGUGUGCUGGGGCCAGCUGGGGAAGGCCCUGCCAGGGAGGUUACGACGCGCACAGAGUUACCCCGGGUCCCCAGCACCGAACUACGAGUGGUGGACACGUCGAUUGACUCGGUGACACUGGCCUGGAUACCAGUGUCCGGAGCCUCCAGCUAUAUCCUCUCCUGGAGGCUGCUCCGAGGCUCAGGCCAAGAAGUGGCCGCAGCGCCCCAGACACUUCCUGGGACCUCGGGCUCCCAGCGUGUGACAGAACUGGAGCCGGGGCACACCUACGUCUUCUCCCUCACGCCUGUUCGGGAGGGCGUGCGGGGUCCUGAGAGCUCCAUCACACAGAGCCCAGGGUGUCCUCGUGGCCUGGCAGAUGUGGUCUUCUUGGUGCAUGCCACGCGGGACAAUGCUCAUCGCGCAGGGGCCGUGAGGCGGGUCCUAGAGCGUCUGGUGUCUGCAUUGGGACCUCUGGGGCCACAGGCAGUCCAGGUUGGCCUGCUGUCCUAUAGUCAUCGGCCCUCCCCGCUCUUUCCACUGAACAGCUCCCAUGAGCCCAGUGUCCUCUUGCAAAAGAUCCAGGACAUCCCCUACAUGGACCCAAGUGGGAACAACCUGGGCACGGCUGUGGUCACCACGCACAGGUACCUGCUGGCGCCAGAUGCUCCUGGGCGCCGUCCACAGGUGCCAGGAGUGAUGGUUCUGCUCGUGGAUGAGGCCCUGAGAGGCGACGUCUUCAGCUCCAUCCGAGAAGCCCAGGCAGCUGGUCUCCAGGUGGUGAUGCUGGGCCUGGCAGGAGCUGACCCAGAGCAGCUGCGUCGCUUGGUACCAGGCAUGGACCCCAUCCAGACCUUCCUGGCUGUGGAUGAUGGUGCGAGCCUGGACCGGGCAGUCAGUGAUCUGGCAGUAGCCCUGUGCCAGGUGUCUAUGCUCACUCAGCCACAACCAGAGGAUUGCUCGGUGCAUUGCCCGAAGGGCCAGAAGGGGGAGCCUGGACAGACGGGCCUGCCAGGACACGCUGGGCCUCCCGGCCCCCCUGGCCUCCCGGGCAGGACCGGUGCUCCUGGCCCCCAGGGGCCCCCGGGAAGGACCAACGCCAAGGGCGAGAGGGGCUUCCCUGGAGUGGAUGGGCUUCCAGGCAGCCCUGGCCACCCUGGGACUCCUGGAGCCCCCGGCUUGCCUGGGCCAAAGGGGUCAUCCGGUCCCCGAGGGGAACCGGGAGAGCCAGGGCCUCGAGGCUCGAAAGGAGAGCCGGGAGAGCCAGGACGAGUAAUUGGAGCCGGAAGACUGGGGCUGCCUGGCCAAAAAGGCGACGCUGGACCUUCUGGCCCCCCUGGACCCCGUGGCCCAUCAGGCGACCCAGGACCCCGUGGUCCCCCAGGACUUCCUGGAGCAGUGGUGAAGGGUGACAAAGGUGAUCGUGGGGAACGGGGUCCCCCUGGACCAGGUCUGGGCGACACUCUUUCUGGGGAGCCUGGGCUGCCGGGACUUCCUGGAAGCCCAGGACCCCAAGGCCCAGUGGGGCCCGUGGGAGAGAAAGGAGAAAAGGGUGACUGUGAAGAUGGCAUGCCAGGCCUCCCAGGACAAGCUGGGGCCCCAGGAGAGCGGGGCCCAAGGGGACCUCCUGGAGUCACUGGCCCCAAAGGCGAUCGAGGGCUGCCAGGGGCCCUGGGUGAGACUGGAGAGAAAGGCGAGCGUGGACCCCCCGGCCUAGCAGGACCUCAGGGACUGCCGGGGCUGGUAGGCCGGCCUGGAGCUGAGGGUCCUGAAGGACCACCAGGACCCCCGGGCCGCCGAGGAGAGAAGGGAGAACCUGGUCAGCCGGGAGACCCUGCAGUGGGACCUGGCAGUGAUGGAGUCAAAGGAGAUAAGGGAGAUGUGGGGCCCACUGGGCCCAGAGGAGCUGCUGGAGUGAAAGGGGAACGGGGCCCACCUGGAUUGGCGCUCCCUGGAGACCCUGGCCCCAAAGGAGACUCUGGAGACCGGGGCCCCAUUGGCCUCACUGGCAGAGCAGGACCCCCCGGUGACAUGGGGCCUUCUGGGGAAAAAGGAGACCCUGGGCGACCUGGCCCUGCAGGACCUGUCGGGCCACGAGGACGAGAUGGUGAAGCUGGGGAGAAAGGUGACGAGGGCCCCCCGGGAGACCCAGGUUUGCCCGGCAAAGCAGGAGAGCGAGGCCUUCGGGGGCUGCCUGGAGUUCGGGGGCCUGCGGGUGAGAAGGGAGAUCAGGGAGAUCCUGGAGAAGAUGGCCGCAAUGGCAGCCCUGGACCAUCCGGGCCCAAGGGUGACCGAGGGGAGCCGGGCCCCCCAGGACCUCCUGGACGGCUGGUGGACGCAGGACUUGGAGCCAGAGAGAAGGGAGAGCCUGGUGACCGUGGACAGGAAGGUCCUCGAGGACCUAAGGGUGAUCCCGGCCCUCCUGGAGUCCCUGGGGAGAGGGGUGCCGAUGGGCUCCGGGGGCCCCCAGGACCACAGGGAGACACAGGUGUCAGAGGCCCAGUAGGAGAGAAGGGAGACCGAGGCCCCCCAGGACUAGAUGGCCGGAGUGGACUGGAUGGCAAACCAGGAUCCCCUGGGCCCCCGGGGCUGAAUGGUGCUGUGGGCAAAACUGGGGACCCAGGGAGAGACGGGCUUCCAGGCCUCCGAGGAGAGCAUGGACCUCCUGGCCCUCCUGGGUCCCCCGGAGCCCUGGGAAAGCCAGGCGAGGAUGGCAAGCCUGGCCUAAACGGGAAAAAUGGAGAACCUGGGGACCCUGGAGAAGACGGGAGAAAGGGAGAAAAGGGAGAUCAAGGCACCCCUGGGAGAGAAGGUCGCGAUGGCCUCAAGGGUGAACGUGGAGCUGCAGGUAGCCCCGGUCCUCAGGGUCCUCCAGGCCUCCCCGGACAAGUCGGCCCUCCUGGCCAGGGUUUUCCUGGCGUCCCAGGCAGUGUGGGCCUCAAGGGUGACCGUGGAGAGACUGGAUCCAAAGGGGAGCAGGGCCUUCCUGGAGAGCGCGGCCCCCGAGGAGAACCUGGGAGUAUGGUGAAUGUGGAACGGCUGCUGGAAACAGCUGGCAUCAAGCCGUCUGCCCUGCGGGAGAUCGUGGAGAGCUGGGAUGAGAGUUCUGGUGGCUUCCUGCCCAUACCGGAGCGGCGCCGUGGCCCCAAGGGGGACCCGGGUGAACGAGGUCCCUCGGGCAAGGAGGGCCCCAUUGGCUUCCCAGGAGAACGUGGGCUGAAGGGAGAGCGCGGAGACCCUGGGCCUCAGGGGCCACCAGGCCUGGCCCUUGGUGAGAGAGGCCCCCCGGGGCCACCUGGCCUUGCCGGAGAGCCUGGAAAGCCUGGGAUUCCUGGGCUCCCAGGCCAGACUGGGACUGCAGGAGAGGCAGGAAGGCCAGGAGAGAGGGGAGAACGGGGUGAGAAGGGGGCCCCUGGAGAGCAGGGCAGAGACGGCCCUCCUGGACCUCCUGGACCACCUGGCCCUCCUGGGCCCAAGGUACCUAUGGACGAGUCAGGUCCCAGAGCCUCUGGAGAGCAAGGACCCCCGGGACUCAAGGGCGCCAAGGGGGAGCCUGGCAGCGAUGGUGACCGAGGCCCAAAAGGAGACAGGGGUAUGCCAGGCACCAAGGGAGAGCAGGGAGAUCCUGGACAGAGGGGGCACAAUGGCAUCCCGGGUCUGCCGGGAGAGCGAGGAGUGGCUGGGCCUGAGGGGAAGCCGGGUUCGCAGGGUCUGAGGGGGCCUCCUGGAACAGCUGGUAAUCAUGGAGACCCUGGACCCCCUGGUGCCCCGGGUCUCGCUGGUCCUCCGGGACCUCAGGGACCUUCUGGCCUGAAGGGGGAGCCUGGAGAGACGGGGCCCCCAGGACGGGGCUUGCCUGGACCCACUGGAGCUGUGGGACUUCCUGGCCCCCCAGGCCCUUCAGGCCUUGUGGGUCCACAAGGUUCCCCAGGUUUGCCUGGACAAGUGGGGGAGACAGGGAAGCCUGGAGCUCCAGGUCGAGAUGGCACCAAUGGAAAAGAUGGGGACCGAGGAAACCCUGGGGUGCCAGGGUCACCAGGUCUGCCUGGCCCCGUGGGACCUAAAGGAGAACCUGGGCCUGUGGGAGCCCCUGGACAGGUUGUGGUCGGGCCCCCAGGAGCCAAGGGAGAGAAGGGAGCCCCUGGAGGCCUUGCCGGAGACCUGGUGGGGGAACCGGGAGCCAAAGGUGAUCGAGGACUGCCAGGGCCACGGGGCGAGAAGGGGGAAGCUGGCCGUGCAGGGGAACCCGGAGACCCUGGAGAAGAUGGUCAGAAAGGAGCUCCAGGGCUGAAAGGUCACAAGGGUGACCCAGGAGUUGGGCUCCAAGGCUCCCCUGGGCCAGCUGGUCCUCCCGGCAUCAAGGGAGAUCUCGGGCCCCAGGGCCCCCCCGGUGCUCCUGGUGUUGUGGGGUUCCCUGGGCAGCCAGGCCCUCGUGGGGAGAUGGGUCAGCCUGGUCCAGUCGGAGAGCGGGGUCUAGCAGGCCCUCCAGGCAGAGAAGGUGCCCCGGGCCUCUUGGGUCCACCUGGACCACCAGGGUCUGCGGGUGUGCCUGGGGCUGCCGGUGUCAAAGGAGACAAGGGAGACCCUGGAGCAGGGCCACCCGGGCCCCGAGGCGAGCGAGGCGAACCAGGCAUCCGGGGUGAAGAUGGCCGCCCUGGCCAGGAGGGACCCCGUGGACUCAUGGGGCUCCCCGGCAACCGGGGCGAGCGUGGGGAGAAGGGGGAUGCGGGCACUGCUGGGCUAAAGGGUGACAAGGGUGACUCAGCUGUGGCCAUUGGGCCUCCGGGUCCACCAGGAGCCAAGGGGGACAUGGGUGAACGAGGGCCUCGGGGCAUGGAUGGUGACAAAGGACCUCGGGGCGACAGUGGGGACCCUGGUGACAAGGGCAGCAAGGGAGAGCCUGGAGCCAAGGGUUCAGCUGGGUUGCUGGGAGCUCGUGGACUGACAGGACCCAAGGGUGAACCUGGUGCUGCAGGGCUCCCUGGCGAGCCGGGAUCUCCGGGAAAGGAUGGAGUCCCUGGUGUCAGAGGUGACAAGGGCGAUGUUGGCUUCAUGGGUCCCCGGGGCCUCAAGGGUGAACGGGGAGUAAAGGGAGCCUGUGGCCUGGAUGGCGAGAAGGGGGACAAGGGAGAAGCCGGUCACCCUGGCCGGCCUGGGCUGGCAGGACACAAGGGAGAGAUGGGGGAGCCUGGCAUGCCUGGCCAGACUGGAGCCCCCGGCAAGGAGGGCCUGAUCGGUCCCAAGGGUGACCGGGGCUUUGAUGGGCAGCCUGGCCCUAAGGGUGACCAAGGAGAGAAAGGGGAGCGGGGGCCCCCAGGAGUUGGGGGCUUCCCAGGCCCAAGGGGCAAUGAAGGCUCUCCAGGUCUCCCUGGGCCACCUGGGAGUGUUGGUCCCAAAGGCCCCGAAGGACUCCAGGGCCAGAAGGGUGAACGAGGUCCUCCUGGAGAGAGUGUGGUGGGGGCUCCUGGGGCACCUGGGACCCCAGGGGAGAGAGGUGAGCAGGGGCGGCCAGGGCCUACCGGCCCUCGUGGCCAGAAGGGAGAAGCUGCUCUGACAGAGGGUGACAUCCGGGCCUUUGUGCGUCAGGAGAUGAGUCAGCAUUGUGCCUGCCAGGGCCAGUUUAGUGCGUCUGGAUCACGACCCCUCCCUAGUUAUGCUGCAGACACUGCCAACCACCAGCUACACCCUGUGCCUGUACUACGGGUCUCUCAUGUGGAGGAGGAAGCCCAGAGGCCCCCUGAGGAUGAUGAGUACUCUGAGUACUCAGAGUAUUCUGUGGAGGAGUACCAGGACCCUGAGGUGCCCUGGGAUGCCAGUGACCCCUGUUCGCUGCCCCUGGAUGAAGGCUCCUGUACUGCUUACACCCUGCGCUGGUACCACCGCGCUGGGCCCGAUGGCACUGAGGCCUGUCGGCCCUUUGUUUACGGAGGCUGUGGAGGAAAUGCCAACCGCUUUGGGACUCUUGAGGCCUGUAAGCGGCGCUGCCAACCCCAUGUGACCCGGGGCCCCUGAACAGCUGCAACAGGUAUGCUCUCCUAGUGCCUUUCAACUCUGGGGACAAGGUCCUGGGGCAGUGCCCUCAGACUAGGGGAGGUGGGGGACCACAGCCAAGCCCCCAGACAAAAGCAGUUCAACAAGC
This is a messenger RNA of Ochotona princeps (American pika), 10057 nucleotides long. RefSeq names its product collagen type VII alpha 1 chain (gene COL7A1). Gene Ontology annotation, molecular function: serine-type endopeptidase inhibitor activity; protein binding. Bases 1138 to 9930 code for a protein of 2930 amino acids. The record is from RefSeq and is a predicted model, not a curated record. Lineage: Eukaryota; Metazoa; Chordata; Mammalia; Lagomorpha; Ochotonidae. The transcript has 117 exons.